AUGUCUGUGAACAUUUCCCCCUUAGGUGACACAAAAGUUUUUCAACCCAUUAAGCUUGGAAAGAAUACCCUUUCACAUAGAGUGUUUUUUCCCCCAACGACCAGAACUAGAUCAGUAGAAGACCACACUCCCUCCAACUUGGCAGUCAAGUAUUAUGACGAGAGAUCCAAAUUCCCAGGAACAUUGAUAAUUUCUGAGGGUACUUUUCCAUUUGCCCAGGGUGGUUUGUACGAGGGUGUUCCUGGUAUUUACACCGAAAAACAUGUUAAAGCAUGGAAGCAUAUCGUUGAAAAGAUUCACGAAAACAAGUCAUUUGCAGCUAUUCAAUUGUGGAACUUGGGAAGAACCGGAGACCCAGCACUUUUGAAAGACGCCGGUUUACCAUUCUUGGCUCCUUCGGCACUUUACUAUGACGAAGAUUCCAAGAAAGCUGCUGAAAAGGCUGGAAACCCACUUCGUGCUAUGACCGAAGAGGAAAUCAAGCACAUGAUUUACGACCAGUACGGCCAAGCUGCGAAAAACUCAUUGGAAGCAGGUUUCGAUUAUAUUGAGCUUCAUGCUGCCCACGGUUACUUAUUGCAUGAAUUCCUUGAAGAGUCCAGUAACAAGCGUACAGACAAAUACGGUGGAUCCAUUGAGAACCGGGCGAGAUUUGUGUUGGAACUUGUUGACCACAUGAUCUCCAUAGUUGGAGCUGAAAGACUCGGUAUCAGAAUCUCACCAUGGGCUGCUUUCCAAGGUAUGGAAGGUGCUAACGGCUCCAUUCAUCCAGUAACCACCUACAGUUACUUGGUUCAUGAGUUGGAAAAGAGAGCUAAAGCUGGAAACAGAUUGGCAUACAUUUCCUUGGUUGAGCCAAGAGUCGCCGGCAAUCUUGAUGUCGAGGAAAAAGACCAAGUUGGUAGCAAUGACUUUGUCAAGGAAUUGUGGAACGGAACAAUUUUGCAAGCUGGUAAUUAUACUUACGACGCACCCAAAUUUGGUCAAUUACUCGAUGAUGUUUCCGACGAUCGUACACUUGUUGGAUUCAGUCGGUACUUUAUUUCCAACCCCGAUCUCAUUUCAAGACUCCAAAAGGGCCACGAGCUCUCUCCCUAUGAAAGACCAACCUUUUAUGGCAGAUCCGAUUUUGGUUACAACGACUAUCCAAAGUAUGGAAAGAAGAGGGAAGAUGCUGAGGUUGCAAAAAAGAGAGUUCCUGAGGAACUUCUAGUUCAAUAG
Meyerozyma guilliermondii ATCC 6260 is the source of this 1221-nucleotide messenger RNA. RefSeq names its product alkene reductase. Gene Ontology annotation, molecular function: FMN binding; NADPH dehydrogenase activity. The coding region runs from base 1 to 1221 and encodes 406 amino acids. NCBI's taxonomy places the organism in Eukaryota, Fungi, Ascomycota, Pichiomycetes, Serinales, Debaryomycetaceae. The transcript has a single exon. The record is from RefSeq and is a predicted model, not a curated record.